UCGUGUGCGGAUGCGUUUUUUUCCCCCACUGUCUGCUUCAUCUAUAACUAUUUAAAUAAUAGUAUCGAUUCACUUGCAAUCAAUCUAGGAGUGGAUCUACGCACUAAACGUCUAUUUUGUGUUUGGAUUUAGCUAAAGUUGUCACACUUUAGCGCCAGCUAGCAGAGGGAAAUGGACCAAACUUCAGAGCAACGUAUUUACGUUGAAAGAACGCUGGCUAUCAUCAAACCUGACGCUGUUCAGAAAUCAGAGGAGAUCGAAGACGUUAUUCUGAGGUCAGGCUUCAUUAUUCUGCAGAAGAAGAGGCUGCAGCUGAGUCCUGAGCAAUGCAGUGAGUUUUAUGCACACCAGUACGGAACCUUCUUCUUCCCCAGUCUGACGGCCUUCAUGAGCUCUGGCCCCAUUGUUGCCAUGAUACUGGCUCGGGACAACGCUAUUGCUCACUGGAAAUCCAUAAUAGGGCCUGACAACAUCUCCAAAACCAGACAAACUCAUCCGGAAUGCCUUAGAGCAAAAUAUGGGACUUCUGACCUUCAGAAUGCUCUUCAUGGCAGCGACUCAUUUCUCACAGCAGUGAGGGAGAUUCAAUUCAUGUUUCCAAACACUGUAAAUGAGCCCCUUUCAACCAUAGAGGAAACUGAGGAGUAUCUGAGCAGGAACGUGAUUCCAGUUCUCCACCGAGGACUCACUGAGCUCUGUAAGGAAAAGCCUUCCAAACCCUGUAUAUGGCUUGCUGACUGGCUCCUGAAGAAUGAUCCCAACCAGCCUCAAAUAUGUGAUGUGGAAGAUCAGAACUGAUGGCCAGAGAGCAAAAUAAGGAGGGAAGGAUUACACUACUUUUAUGUCUAUUUGCAUUUGAUUAAUCUGUCUGUUCAGUGUUAAACAUGUAAAUAUUUGAUAGCAGUCAAGUAUUUUGGUGGUUUUCUCAAGUAUAUCAGAUAUUUUUGCUUUUUAUUUUAAUAUAUUAUUUGACAUAAUAAAAAGUAGCCAGUGGGUUUAAAGUAAGAUGGAUAUAUUAAUAAAUAACAUACUUUAAAAUGCAAUGGUGUUAUAAAAAUUUCAUAUUUAACCCGCAGUUAGAGCUUCACGAAACACAGCAGUGACAGGCAGCACUAAGAGUCUUUGAAAACAUAAAUGAUGGACAGCAGUCCCCUUAUUUAUUUAUAGAAAAACCAGAUAUUUGCAUCGAGUCAUUAAUUUUGCAGCAAUCCCUCACAUGGAGCAAGCAGGCAGUGACAGAGGAGAGAAAAACAAACAAACAUCUUAACAGGGUAAAAACCCCUGCAGAAACAGGCUCAGUGUGAGUAUCCUUCUACCGAGGCCGACUGGAGCUCAGGUAGACAAGCAGACAUACCAAAGGAAGAGAAACACUGAUGCAGAAAUACUUUUUCUCUUAGAGAAGGUAAGAGAAGACUAACACCAUAAGUGUUGCUGUCUAGGAAAGAAACUGUGCAAAAGAUGAGCUCUGAGACCAUAUUUAAUGUCAGAAAGGGUGAAAGAGAGCACAUACAGUUAGUCACAGUAAAAGCUAAUUUUGCUACAUUGGGGGAGGUUACUGUUUCUGAUAUAAGACUGACCAUGUUGAAAAUAUCAGAAUAAAUGUGGAUCAUAUCCUAUCUUCACAUCAUACAGCGUUUCUACAUUCUGUUACAUUACAACCUUAAACUUAAAUGGAUUUUAGUAGUAAAAUGGUACAUGGGUGACACAAAAAAUUAUGAAAAUGUAUGGUUUUUACUUUUUUUUACAGAUGAAAAAUUAUAAAGUUAAGUGUGCAUUUAAAUUUAGCCACUUUUAUUCUUACACUUGAAUAUAUCCAGUUAUCUUUACAAGUAGGUUGAAAUCAACCAAUAUGUUAUUUGAUCCCAGUUUAGGUUUAAUUUAAUAAUCAAGACCUAAGGUUUACUAAAGAGCUCUUAACCUGUUCCCUUCCUCAUAAUGCUCCUACUCAUUAAAGUAGUGCAGAUUAAAUAAGUAAACUAAAAGCUGUUAAACAUGUUAUAAAUAUAGUAUCCUUAUACCACAAUUGCAUAUUCUUGUGUAUAUUCUCUCUUCAGACUUUUAGCAGUACAAUAACUGUCGGUUAAUAUAUUUCAGGCAUCAUGAGUUCAUACCACGCAUACCAAUGUUAGUCCAGCUGAAAACAGAAGUGAGACUAAAGAAUUUGCAUCAAUAGAUGCUCUCCAGUCUCUCUGACAAAAUUUUAGCUGUAAGACAAAGAAAAAGUGCAACCUUUUUAGUUUCUAGUUGCAUCUGUCACUUAAAAAAAAACAACUUCCCAAUGCCAGCCACCACAAGAGCAGUUCCUUCCCCCAGGCACUCCCUGGGUGAACAUAUUACAGUAGUAAGUUACUCUACUGGGAAAUAAUUAAGCUUGUUGCACCAUCACAACCUCCCAUUACCUUCAUUUAUGAAUGAAUAAAGAAAUUGUAAACACUCUACUUACACACCUGUCUACAGUACUAUUGUAUCCAUGUUUAUUUCAUUUAAGGUUUUACAUAUUUACCGAAUCAAAAGAAGACAAAUGCCUUAUGUGUGCAAAAAACUUCCUCA
Molecule: messenger RNA, 2550 nt
Organism: Cyprinodon variegatus (sheepshead minnow)
Lineage: Eukaryota; Metazoa; Chordata; Actinopteri; Cyprinodontiformes; Cyprinodontidae
Gene: nme5
Product: nucleoside diphosphate kinase homolog 5-like
Exons: 5
Coding region: 172-798 (208 amino acids)
Biological process (GO): negative regulation of oxidative stress-induced intrinsic apoptotic signaling pathway; GTP biosynthetic process; CTP biosynthetic process
Molecular function (GO): nucleoside diphosphate kinase activity
Source: RefSeq, a predicted model, not a curated record